Messenger RNA from Sphaerodactylus townsendi, 6571 nucleotides. Its product is annotated as zinc finger and SCAN domain-containing protein 12-like. The transcript is spliced from 8 exons. Gene Ontology annotation, biological process: regulation of transcription by RNA polymerase II. NCBI's taxonomy places the organism in Eukaryota, Metazoa, Chordata, Lepidosauria, Squamata, Sphaerodactylidae. The record is from RefSeq and is a predicted model, not a curated record. Gene Ontology annotation, molecular function: RNA polymerase II cis-regulatory region sequence-specific DNA binding; DNA-binding transcription factor activity, RNA polymerase II-specific. Bases 691 to 3825 code for a protein of 1044 amino acids.
AUGGCUUCAGCAGAGCUGGCUCAGGAGACAAAAGCGUCUGAGGCGGAGGAUGCAGAAAGGGAGAAAACAUUGGAUUUGCUUGUUCCUGGGCAAGCAUCUCCCCUCAGUAAUGACCAAGAUGACUGCGCAGCAGCCACAGAACUCAAGGCAUAUAUUAGAUCCACAACACCCCUGGAUGGAAGGCCAGGCCAAGAGAUGAUAAAUAGUUCGAGGUCACCCAGUAAUCUUCACUUGGAAUGUCAAUCCUGGUCGCUGGAAAUCAUCAUGCCGCACUGCCUGUAUUCCUGGGUAUCAUCUAGUUCAAACAUUCUGUAAAACGAUGAACUUUUCACCGUUCAUCAUACUACACUUCCGGCAGGUUCAGCUUUUGUGGAUGUCACCUUGAAACUGAAAUUGUCUUUGCUGGCCUUCUCUUGUGACAUAUUCUAUUCUGUUGGAUCCCUUUUCUGUGGCGGCGAAAACUACAGAAUUUCACAUCAGAGCGCAACACGUGUGAGCUGAUAGCUCAUUAUUUCUACACCUUUCCUAACAUCUGAUUGCCAGGUGUGACAGACAGUGGCUGUACUGAGACUGUAAGGGAAAUGCGCUUCCUUCAAGAUCUUGGUUGGCAACCAUUUUGGCACAGCCUUUGCACUUUGUGAAAACUUAACUUCAUUUGCAGUUCUGAGAGGGCAGAAAAUAAUUUUAAAAAUGGAGGAGCAGGAUCCAGCAGAACCCAAAGCCAACGAAAAACUGGCGGCGGAUCACUCGCUCAUCCAUGUCAGGGCCGCCAAAGAUCUUCCAACAGAAACAGGCGCACAGGAAACUGAACAGACACCACGCAAGGUGGCUUCACUAGAAUCUAAGCAGACAACCACCGAGGAGGUUGUGCAAAAAAAUCAACAGGUACCAGACAGGGUGUUCCUGCCGGAGGCUAAUCAGGCACUGGAGGAAAAGACUCAGCAGCAGGAUUUCCAGAAGGCAGCCAAAUCCCGGAGGAAACCUCUGGUGCCCACUCAGUGGGAUAACACUAAAACUUUCCAGACUUCCUUCCAGAGAACAGCUGAUGCCAUCCACUGGCCUAAAGAAGACAGGGCAACUCGAAGUCGGGCAGAUCUCAGUAGAGAAGCUGCAGAAGCCUCCAGUGGCCUGUGCUCCUCCCGCCAAGAAAAGGACGAGCUCUUGGAUAGGGAUGCUGUGAGUAUGGAGCUACGGCGCCGGCAAUUCAGGCAGUUCUGCUACCUGGAGGCUGAGCGCCCCCGAGCUGUUUGCAGCCAGCUCCGAGAGCUUUGCUGUCGAUGGCUGCAGCCUGAGAAACACACCAAAGAGCAGAUCUUGGAGUUCCUGAUCUUAGAGCAGUUCCUGGCCAUACUGCCGCAGGAAAUGCAGAUCUGGGUCAGGAAACGAGGCCCAGAGACCUGUGCCCAAGCGGUGACCCUGGUGGAGAUUUUUGCCUUGAGACUGCAAGAGAAUGAGAGAUGGGACCAGCUGGUGCCAGGCCCAUUGGAAAAGGCGGCAGUUGAUUUUUCCAAGGCCAACCCCUUGAAAAUGCAGCUAUACAUGGUGGCCAUGCAAGAGGGUGAAAGAAUAGCCAGUUUGCUGGCAGGUGAUGUCCAAGAGGCCAGUCUUCAGCUGGAGCGACGGGAGCAAAUGGAUCUCAAACGAGCGUCUCUGGAACAAAGCAAAAGCAAACUGUUCCUGUUUCCCAAGAUGGAAGAAGCGCCUGGAAUUCAGGACAAAGUAAAAGGCUGUGAGAUCCCUAAUAUUGAAAAGGCAUGUGGAAAUCAGCAGCAUCAGGGAAGCCACACAGAACAGGCAGUGGAAAAGAGUUUAAACAAAAGCACUUUGCAAGAAGGGUUUGAGCCAGGUAGGAGGAAAAGGACAGGAACGGACAGUAGGAAAAGCUCUAGUCAGAGUGCUGAACCUCUUAAAAACUUGAAUGUCCAGACUGGGAAAAAGCCAUACAAAUGCUCCUAUUGUGGGAAAAUCUUCAACCAUGCCUCAGCCCACUUGGUGCAUGAGAGGAUCCACACAGGAGAGAAACCAUAUAACUGCUUGGAGUGUGGGCAGAAUUUCAGUCGGAGAUCGCACCUUACCAGACACCACAGAAUCCACACAGGAGAGAAACCACACACCUGCUCCAAAUGCGGGAAGAACUUUAGUCGAAGAUCACACCUUAUUGAGCAUGAGAGAACUCAUACAGGAGAGAAACCAUUUGCAUGCUCCACCUGUGAAAAAAGCUUCAAUUACCGGUCCCUCCUUAAAGAGCAUGCAAGGAUCCACACAGGAGAGAAGCCAUACAAGUGCUCAGACUGUGGGAAAAGCUUCUAUCGGAGAGAGAGCUUUAUCAUCCAUGAGCGGACACACACUGGAGAGAAGCCAUAUGAGUGCCUAGACUGUGGGAAAAGAUUCAGUCAGCGAUCAAACAUUACUGCCCAUGAGAAAACUCACAUAGGAGAGGGAAAAUAUAAGUGUUCAGAGUGUGGGAAAAGCUUCUGCAAUUCCACUGGCCUUCUUAGGCAUCAGAAAAUCCAUACAGAGAAAAAGGUUGCGGAUCCGGUGUUCUACUUUUGGGUGCUCAGUCUCCCGAGGUGGCGAAGAGACACCGCAAACAACUGGGGAAUGUUGCAGUCCGGCUCGGAAAUGGCAGCGGCACAGGAAGGGGUUGAGCCUGCUCUAGCAAUCCUCCGAUCUGGGCCUGAGCAGCUCCUGACGACGAUCCGAGCGACUGCAGAAUGGCUCAUAUUACGAAUGUCUUUCUGUUCCUACAGGUUAGAGAUGGUGAAAGAAGAAGAGCAUCUGAUAAAAGAGGAGCCAAUCUCCCCAGAGGAAGAGAUGGAGGAUUUGGUGCAAGUAGUGAAGAUUCACUCAGAGGAUGGUCCUGAAGAAGCUGAAGAAUCCUUGCCGGAAGAAUAUCAAAUACAUGUUUUCCAGAUUCCGGGGGACAAAGAGCCCUCAGAUAGUGAAGCUGCUCCUGACAGCCAGCAAAUUUACAUCCCAAAAAAGAGACGGUGCAGAGCAGCAUCACGUGCAAGAGCAAAUGUGGAAUCCAGCAAAACAGCAGCUCAGAAUAAAGCUCCAAAGGUAAGGAGGAUCUACAAAUGCCCUGAUUGUGGGAAGAUUUUCAAACGAUGCUCACCUCUUAUCAGACACCGAAGAACCCACACUGGGGAGAAACCUUAUGUAUGCCGGGAGUGUCUGAAACGCUUCAGUGACAGCUCAGCCCUUGUUAAACACCAAAGAAUCCAUGCAGGAGAGAAACCUUACACCUGUCCAGAGUGUGGAAAGAGCUUUUCCCAGAGCUCAACCCUUAUCGCACAUCAGAGAAUACACACUGGAGAGAAACCUUACAAGUGCCCUGACUGUGGGAAGAGCUUCAGUGUGAGCUCCAACCUUGUCGCUCAUCAAAGAAUCCACACAGGAGAGAAGCCUUUUGGCUGUCCUGUCUGUUUGAAAGGCUUUCUGGUCAGCUCUCAUCUUAUCAGACACUUGAGAAUCCACACAGCAGAGAAACCUUAUAUUUGCAGAGAAUGUGGGGAAUGCUUUACUCAGAGCUCCCACCUUGUGGUACAUAAGAGAAUCCACACUGGAGAAAAACCUUACUUGUGUUCAGAGUGUGGGAAGAACUACCGUGGGAUCUCUGAUUUGAUCCAACAUCAGAGAAUCCAUACAGGAGAGAAGCCCUACAAAUGCUCUGAGUGUGGGAAAUGUUUCAGCCAGAGUUCGUGUCUUAAGAAGCACCAGAGAAUCCACACAGGAGAGAAACCCUAUGUGUGCCUUGAAUGUGGGAAGAGGUUCAAUCGGAACUCACAUUUGACUAGGCAUCAAAAAACCCACAUGGGGUAAUUCUGAAGAAUAAUGCUAUACUGGGACUGGAAGCUCAUCUCCAAAAUUCCAACCGCUAUGAGAACUAAAACCAGUUUUCUCAAAUAGUAAGCCAUUCCCCUCCUCUUCCAAAGAGUCCCACCUCUUCACACCUUGUCUGAGACUGGAGAUGCUGCCAUACAGUUUUUAAAUAUUGCUUGGCUUUAGUUAGUUUUUUGUUCUGUGGAGUCUCUGCUUUCUAUUUUGUAACUGGAUUCUAGAAUCUUCCCAUGGAUUAUCUGUAUUUUUUGUUACCAGUAUUAAUAUGUUGUCUUCAGAGAUUUCACCUCCUGAGUUUUCCUAUAAGCUAUAGAUGUUGAGAUUCCCUUGAUGGCCUUUGAUGAAGACAUAUGGUUUCUGAUUGGUUGUUCCCUACCCCUAGAAAGUUGUCAUGGAUGAGAAAAGGCAAUGAGACCUUGACUUGCUGUAACUUAGAACAACCUCUGCUGUGAUGCUAACAUCCUUCCUCUUCUAUUGUGGGAGGGGGAGGAACAUAUACUUAUCCACUACUGGAUGUGUUCUGUGUCUCUGUAGUGCUGUUCUUUACAGCUGGUGGGAGCCUACGUUAUUUAAAAAAACCCACAUCUCUAUGAAUAUACAUAUGUCAGGAUUUGCCAUACUACCAAAUGGCAAAAUUAGCUUUUUUGAUGGUAAGUGACAAGACUUUGACUGCUGUGGUAUAAGUGUGCAGUGGUAGGUUCUGUCUCUGGGCAUAAGGCAUGAUGUCUCUGACCUGGGGGGUAUUCUUAAAUUCCUCCGUAUCGGCCCUUGAUCUGAUAUAGUGUCUCAUGGUACCCCAAGAAACAAGAAAAGGUUCCCAUUAAAGGCAUUUUAGGAUCUUUGGUUUGUCUGAUCCCUAGCAUGCAUUGUGGUCUUACAGUAAUAACAUCAGAGGCUGGAAAUUUCAUAUGUAUCCCUUUUCUUUCUAAUUGUAUUUCAGUAGGAACUUUUGAAAAUUGCAUAGAUUGUGUGGUUUCAGGUCCCUGGUUCAAACACACCUCUGCUAUGAACGUAUUAGGUAACCUUAGGCAAACCACCCCCUCUCAUCCUCUCCCCUUUAUCUGCAAUAUUGAAGGGCGGGCGGGGGGGGGGGGGGGGAAUAACACUGACUUAGCUUGUAGGGUUGUUGCAAGGAUUACAACAGAACAAUAUAUGUGAAGGGCCUUGAACACUCAAACAGCCCAAUCCAGAUGUGGAGGAGCUUUGCAGCGACUGGGAGCAGUGUGGUGAAAGCACUGCCUCCAAAGGAGUUUGGAUGGCACAGGAAGGAGGCAAAACUGAGAAAGCUCCCACUGUCUGAAUAGUCCCCUAGAGAAAAGGACUUUUGCCACACUUUCUAGUGGCAUUUAUCUGUGGCCAGGGAAGAGGGAAGGUUCCCCGGGCUGAAACUGGGUGGAAGCUGGCUAAAGUCGGCUUCUCCCUUGGGAAUGUCCCCUGCCCGCCUCCACUGCCCUGGCAUGCUCUCCUACGCUGGCAGGGGGCCCUUCCAUGUUUGGCCAUCACAGAUCAGUAUGACACCAGCUUGCCAGCAUGUCUGCUUUCUCUCCUGGUGGGGAGUGCAAGCACACCAGCACAAGCCCCCCCCCCCCACUCCCACAACCUGUUUCACACCCCCAUCCCCAUUUGGAUUGGGAUAAAAAAGUAUUAUAUGAAUGCUAAUAUUCAUUACUAUUAUUUGUAUUGGGUGGGGGGAAUGGGGAUUUUGGGUGUGGGAUGAUUUUCUAGUCAUUUGCAUGGGGAAGUUCAAGUGGGCUCCAGAAUGGUUUCAUGUACAUUUUGCUAUUUACCUGUACAAGCGUUGCCACCUUUUAAACUGGGUCUUCUCCAGCUAUCCGUGUAAUAUCAGCGUGAACUGCAAUAACCAGUGAUAUUAUUUAACUUCCUGGCAUGAAAAGCUUCCGCUGCCCAUUUCCACACGGGGAGCCUCUAUUAAAAGGACAGAAAAUUUCUCUCCUGGCCAGUUAGCCACUCUUAAUCUUUGCAACCUUCUAAACUUAAGCAGUAGACAUAACUGUAGGAUAAGGAAUAGGAGAUUAAGAAUCCCAUCCAAAGGGUGGGGUGAAUCCACUCGUGGGAGUGGUGGCAUGGCCACACCAGUGGAUUUGACCUUUGGGGGGCACUUAUCCUGGCAGGGGGUUGAAACCACUGCCGUGCGGCUGUCACCACCCUCCCUGGUGGUGGCAGUUUACCUGCGCCUCCUACUGCUACCGGCUUAGUGGGGGGCAGGCUAGGUUGGAGGAGCCAACCUUAGUCAGCUCCCUCCUAGCCAUCUGGCGCUUUACGAUGGCAGAGCCGAAUCGAUACUUACACAACCCUUUGAGUGGCAUAAGUGUAUUGUGCAUUAUGGGGACUUCUUGGCAGUGGGGAGGCAGUCACACUUGUAUAGCCUCCCCGCACCGCCGGGAAACCCCUUUGGCGAUGGCGGGGCAGCUGUCUGGAGCUGUGGGUGGGGCUGUGAGGUUGCAAUACUAAGGCCACUUUCCUGGGAGUAAGCCCCAAUGAGAGGAUCUGCUUCAAACUGCCCCCCUGCAGGAAUAAGCAAGGUUCUGGUUUAAAUCUCAGGUCUGCUGUGAGCUCAUCGUAGCCCCUCCCAUUCAGCCACCAGCUCUGCAAUCUGGGGACAUGAAUAUUAAGCUACCAUAUAGAGUCCUUUGUUAAGUAUAACAGAAAGAAAAUGUGUGUGAACUGCUUUAAAUACUGUACAGAAUAAAAUAAAUAUUCAAAGGGU